Messenger RNA from Microbotryum saponariae, 959 nucleotides. The record is from the annotation of a GenBank genome assembly. NCBI's taxonomy places the organism in Eukaryota, Fungi, Basidiomycota, Microbotryomycetes, Microbotryales, Microbotryaceae.
AUGCAGCUGUCACUCUCCUUCUGGAACCGAACCGGCUCUGUCGCUGCCGCUAUUUCUUCUCCGCCAGCCUCAACAAUCAAGCCAAGGCAGCGGGAUCGGUUCCAGUCGCGACACUCCCGACAGUGCAAUGCAACCCCAUCUCGGGCCGACAAGCGUCGCAUUAACGAGCUUCCAAACGAUGGGCAGGAUUCGGCACCAAGUGCGAUCGACCAGCUAGGCAAAAACCCACUCGGCAUCCGCACCUGCACCGAAACGAGCUCGGGGUCGUCCGAGAAAGACAGACGAGGAGAAGGAGAAGACGGCCAAAGCCCAGGCAAAACAAGCACAAGAGAUAGCACAAGACGAAGCGGCGAAGAAACGACAAGAUGAAGAACAAGCAAGGCAACGAGAGGAGGCGGUGAUGGGGGAGGGGGUGAUCCGUUCGAUGGCGAUGAGGACGACGGGGUCGCCUCCGCCCAGAGCGAAGGCCGGUGGGAACAUCCCAAAUGGCUUACAGAGCUCUACAAUUCCAAACGCGAGAUGAUCAAAGCCGCUAAUGGAUCCGGGGCGAAUCGUUCCACCAAUUGUUGCAUGGUUGGCUUCCGACCAAAACUGUGUGUGUGGGCUCGAUUUUACGACACUCGACGCUCUCGCAAUAAGAUCCAGAUCUUCGAUCCGUCAUUUUUUAUUGAGAUCCGCUGCUUUUGAUGGUUCAACCAGACAGUGUCCUGGCCGGACUGAAGUGCCAUAACUGCCAGCAGACGGAAUCGACUCUGAAAAAAGGCGUCUUGCGGCGAGACGGCUUUAUCGAUCGGCCUCGCCGAGCAUGCGACCUCAACAACUCAGUGUUCCUCAUCGGCGUCUUAUAUCGAUGCAACAACAAGAAAUGCAACAAGAAGUGCCGGUCUUGGUCGCCCGAGGUGCUCAAUCAAUAUUUUGAAAGGUGGAAAGGGAACAACGAACGAAGCGAGGAUGAUUGA